Messenger RNA from Syngnathus acus (greater pipefish), 2638 nucleotides. RefSeq lists its product as uncharacterized. Gene Ontology annotation, molecular function: Wnt-protein binding; Wnt receptor activity. Gene Ontology annotation, biological process: non-canonical Wnt signaling pathway; canonical Wnt signaling pathway. NCBI's taxonomy places the organism in Eukaryota, Metazoa, Chordata, Actinopteri, Syngnathiformes, Syngnathidae. Gene Ontology annotation, cellular component: plasma membrane. The record is from RefSeq and is a predicted model, not a curated record. The transcript has 11 exons. The coding region runs from base 61 to 2055 and encodes 664 amino acids.
CACCAACAGCAUUUGAGUAGACUUUGCAUUCCCAAGCCGGGCCCUCAAAGACCACGAACCAUGUUGCGUUUCUUCCUGGCGGCGUUGGUUCUUCUGCCGACCCUUCACCGGACGUUCGGCGCCAAGAACGAACGUCCCAGCUGCCGACCCCUGACCGCCUCCUUCUGCCGGAACGUGGGUUACGCGACCAGCCGCUACCCAGCCGGAGUUCAGGGCUUCAACGUGCAGCAGCUUCGUCAAAUGGUGGAGACGGCCUGCUCGCCCGACAUAGCCACGCUCUUGUGCCGCGUGGCCUUCCCGGAAUGCUCGGAAGACGACGCCCGCGUGAAACCGUGUAAGGCCGUGUGUCACAAGGUGAAGCGAGAGUGUGACGCCGCCCUCAAAGCCAAACGCCUGACCUGGCCCAGCAGUCUUCAGUGCGACGCUUUGCCCGAAUACAACUGCGUGCAAGCUCAACAACAACCGCAGUUGUCAACCUCUCUCUCGACUGAUUCGGCGACAGCAUGUCAGACCGUCACCAUUCCUCUAUGCAAAGACCUCAAGUACAGCCAGACCAUCAUGCCAAAUAUUUUAAGCCAUGCCACCCAGGAGGAAGCGGGCCUGGAGAUGUACCAGUUCGCCCCACUGGUAAGGAUACAGUGCUCGCCACAGCUCAAGCCCUUCCUGUGCUCCGUCUACGUUCCAGAGUGCAAGGCGGGAAAUCGUCUAGCUCCGUGCAAAACUCAGUGCGAGCAGGCUCGCGCCGGAUGUGAGCCUCUGAUGAACUCGUUUGGCUUCCAAUGGCCGGCAAGUCUGAAUUGUGAGAAUUUUUCCACGUAUUCCUGUGAUCAGGCUCCCGAGUCUGAGACAUUAGGAACUUGCGAGAGCAUCACGGAGCCCCUUUGCAAAGAUCUCCCGUACACACAAACGGUCAUGCCCAACAUCCUCGGCCACACGACGCAAAAAGACGUCGGCAUACAGGUCAAGGCUUACUCCAACCUGGUCAGCCUGGCCUGCUCGCCACACCUCAAGACCUUCCUGUGUUCCGUCCUGACCCCCGAGUGCUUGGCGGGAAAAGCCCGCUUGCCCUGCAGGACCAUGUGCGAACUGGUCCGCUCCAGUUGCGAGCCACUGCUCAGGGAGUUUGGCUUCUUCUGGCCUGAGUCGCUCAAUUGCGACACUUUCACCACGGCGUCAUGCCAGCAUUUUGGCGUGAGCGAGGGCGGCGGCUUCUGCGAGCCCCUCACCAUCCCCAUGUGCCAAGGCCUGUCCUACAACCAGACCAUGACGCCUAACCAGCUGGGUCACGCCACCCAGCGCGACGCCGCGUCCAAGAUGUCCUUCUUCCACUCCAUCGCGCAGACCAGCUGCUCGGCCGACAUCCGCCCCUUCCUGUGCGCCGCCUACGCUCCGCGGUGUUCCUUCGGUCAGGUCCGCCGCCCGUGCCGGAGCUUCUGCCAGAAGGCCCGUGACAGCUGCGAAGCGCGCUUGGUCCGCUACGGCAUCUCCUGGCCUCAGGAGCUGCGUUGUGAAGUCUUCCCACAGGAUGCCUGCGUCACCGAUGACGAGAAGUCAGAGACGAUGUUGAAUGCAGAGGACGUGGCGGCCAGGCUGCAGGUUGCAGGCCAUUCCAUCGGCGGAAAAUCGCUGAGCGUCAGGACUGCGCGCUUGCUGCUGACACUCGCAGACGCAGACAAAUCUGGGUACCUGGACGUGGUGGAGUUCUUCAAGCUAGACCACUAUGUGGCGGCCGCCAGACGAGAGUACUUGGACCGCUACGAAAGAAGACAGCCGCCAUCUUUUACUCACGCCAACAUGAAUGAUGCCCUAACUGCACGGGACUUCGGGUUGGACAGGGACAGCUUAAAGACGCUGUGGUUGGAGUACAGCAGCCAAGGGAAGCUCGACUAUGAUGACUUCAUUGCUUUGCUCACACGGAUGCAAAUCCUUAAAGAUCGUUUCCAAAGUCACAUUCUCAAUUUGCCGUGUGACUGCCAAGUGGCCAGCUUCUCUUUCAAACAGGUGUGUUUACUGUCACUGGACACUUCAUUCCGUACACAAGCCAAAGUCAUCUAAUAUUCCCAGUGCUCACUUUUAUAGUUCACUUCUAAAAAAAAAAAAUUAUAUCACUAUAUUUUUAUUCUUCCAGUUCAUGAAGUCUGCGGUUGUCUGAGGAUCAUCUUGAACCGCCAAGUUUAGUAGCACCUUUUUUUUAUUACAAUUUAAUAACUAAAGGAGUGUGACGGCUGAUAAUAAGUGUAAAUACAUUAAUAGUGUGCAGUAUAUUCAAAAUGGUGGUACGUUACACAAAUUAAUUGCACAGUGGAACCUUUUAAGUCAAAUCUUCAUAAUUGGAAAUCCCUAAGGUGUUGAAAUGCCCUUUGAUGCCACAAGAGGGCGCCAUAGCACACCCAAGUAACGACAAGAUGAGGGAAAUUUGUGAUAAACAAUGCCUUAAUUGUAGUUAUAAAAUGUGCAGUGUGUGCACAUAGUGAAGGCUGCUGGUGUUAAGAUGUAAUUCUGGGAAUGUAAUAAAGUUUGUAAAGGGUGGGAACAAAUUGUAGUAAAUUAAUUGAACCAUCUUGUAGAAUUUUUGCCCACAUUUUUCUUUGUUAGCCAAAUUAUAGAAUAUUGUUGGACUUUCAAGGUUCCAUUGUUU